CUUUUACCCUUCUCUCUCACACACACUAAAAUGGUGGUGCUCGGAAAGGAAUCACUUUCAGCCGCCAUGAACGCCAAAAUAAUCGGGCCGAGCUCCGGCGAAGCCGUGGUGUUGUCUCAUGGCUUCGGAGCCGACCAGUCAAUAUGGGAUAAGAUUCUGCCUUGUUUGGCUCUGAGCCACCGUGUCGUCCUAUUCGACUGGAGCUUUUCCGGCGCCGUCAAAGACAAAAACAUCUUCGACCCAGUUAAGUACUCGUCUUAUGACGCCUUCGCCGACGAUCUUAUCGUCAUCCUCGAAGAACUGAACGUAAAGACGGCGACUUUUGUCGGACACUCUAUGUCCGGUAUGAUCGGAUGCAUUGCCGCCGUUAAAUGUCCUGAUCUAUUCAAGAAACUUAUCCUAGUUGGAGCUUCACCUAGGUACAUUAAUACCGAGGAAGAGGAAUUUGGAUUCAAGAGAACCGAUGUGGAUCAACUCAUAUCAAGCAUUGAGACCAACCUCCAAACUUGGGCUUCAAACUUUGCUCCACUAGUAAUUGACCACAAUGACCCUCUCUCGAUAGAAAAAUUCGAGAAAUUACUCAACUUAAUGAGUCCCGAGGCUGCCCUAUCGACUGCCAAAGUUGUUUUCUAUAGCGAUAAUAGUCACAUCCUCGAAAAGAUCGUCACACCAUGUGUCAUAGUACAGACGGUAAAUGACGUUGUCGUCCCUAUAUCGUCCGUCAAUUACAUGAAGAAGAAGAUCAAGAAUGCUUCCACGGUUGUUGAAAUGAUAGAAACCGAUGGCCAUUUCCCUCAACUCACCGCUCAUGACCAGCUUAUGGAAGUGCUAAAUAGAUAUAUCACUUCUUAAUUAAAUUUCAUCCUUUUAUUUUUCUAUAUUUUUGUGAUGAAUAAUUACAGCUUCUAGACCUUGUCAUGUAUCAAAAUAGUGCUCUUUUGUGUUUGAUGGCUUGGUGUAUAGGAUCUGUUUGGUUGUAGAAAUAUGAUUUCCAAUGUAUAAUAGUGGAUUGUUUGUUAUAUGAUAUAUCUACUGGUUUGUUAAAUCUUAUUUUGUCAAAUUUUAUUUGAGGUAACUAUGCA
Messenger RNA from Impatiens glandulifera, 1082 nucleotides. RefSeq names its product strigolactone esterase D14-like. NCBI's taxonomy places the organism in Eukaryota, Viridiplantae, Streptophyta, Magnoliopsida, Ericales, Balsaminaceae. The record is from RefSeq and is a predicted model, not a curated record. The transcript has 2 exons. The coding region runs from base 31 to 852 and encodes 273 amino acids.